CAUUAUAAGUUCAUAUUUGUCUUUUUCUUUUCUCGAAGAAAAUUUCAACGAAAACUGUCUCUGGUAAUCAUUAUGAACCAGAAAACUUUUACUCUAUUUCUGUUAAUAUUCGUAAUUUCGUUAGCACAACGUGCACCUGAUAUUAGAAAGAUUUUCAUAGACUUUUGUGCUCUUCGUAUUCAACGAAUAAAAGAAGGAACUUUUGAUGAAAAUAACAAAGCUACGAACGAUUGUAGGGAAAAAAUGUUGACCAAAGAUGAAAUUGCUAUAAUUGCUAAAUGUGAGCGUAUUUUACGGAUAAACGAGGCUGAUCAAGUUACCGAAAUUUGUGCUGAUUUCAAUGGCAUUAAAGGCAAGUUUACUGAGCUCGUGCGAUGCAUAAAGCAAGAUAUUGGUAGCACAGUCCCAAAAUUCUAUUUUUGCGAAUACGAAAAUCCAUUUGCUAAUUGAAGCAUUACCAUUACCAGGAGUAAACUGAAGAACAACUGAAAAUAGCCCGAUAUUCGAGAUAACUAAUCGACUUGGUUGCUAUUUGAACCGAUUCUUCGUUAAAAUUAUCAAUAAACUCAUAAAAACCCUA
This is a messenger RNA of Tetranychus urticae (two-spotted spider mite), 580 nucleotides long. RefSeq lists its product as uncharacterized. The record is from RefSeq and is a predicted model, not a curated record. Lineage: Eukaryota; Metazoa; Arthropoda; Arachnida; Trombidiformes; Tetranychidae.